Messenger RNA from Fopius arisanus, 3211 nucleotides. Its product is annotated as serine/threonine-protein phosphatase 1 regulatory subunit 10. The transcript has 10 exons. Lineage: Eukaryota; Metazoa; Arthropoda; Insecta; Hymenoptera; Braconidae. The record is from RefSeq and is a predicted model, not a curated record. Bases 238 to 1407 code for a protein of 389 amino acids.
CCGGGAGACGGAACUUCCGGGUUUUAUCGAAUAUGGCGGAGGAUGUUACAAUUCUAUGCGCAGAGGGGGUGCGCACCGGUGCAUUCGGGAACGAGACGCAACGCCGACUCAAAUCUCAAACCGGCGUCCAUUUUCCCCUCUCCUUCGUAAUUAUUCAGUGUGUUUAUAUGUGUGCACCGACUUCACAUCACUUCGAGGGAUUAUUAAAAAAGAAAUUGAGAAAUUUGCAUUAAAAGAAUGGACGGUGCACCUCCCGGUCGCGGUGGUUUCAGGGGUCGAGGGGGUCCUGGCGGACCCAUGAGGGGUCGUGGGGGCUUCGCAGAUAGGGGAAGGGGUGGCCCAGUACGAGGUGGGAUAAUGAGAGGUCGUUGUGGAGGCCCUGGGCCCAUGAGAGGCAGUCCCCCAGGUAUGCGCGGACGUGGGGGGCCCCCAGGACGAGGCAGAGGUGGACACUAUCCACCCGGAGGCCCUCCAGAGCCUGGAUUAGCUGGAGGUCCAGGUGGUGGUCCUCCUCCACCACCAGGUAUGGGUGGACCCAUGAGAGGUGGAUCCAGAGGAGGUCCAGGGGGAUUCAGGGGGCGAGGACGUGGUGACUUCUCCAGGAGUGACAGUCGAGGUGGAGGAUUCCGUGGACGUGGAAGUGGAUCAGACAGAGGGGGACGAGGCUCCGGAGGAUUUUCGAGAGGCGCUCCACGAGGUGGAAUGGGUCGUGGGGGUCCAGGAUCAUUCGGUGAUCGAGGUGGACGAGGAGGAGGCAGUGAUCGUGGAGGUCGAGGUGGACCAAUGAAACGAGGAAGACCUCCAGGCGUUGGUGGACCACCAAAACGCCCCAGAUACGAACCACCCCCACAGCAACCCGCUAAUGGAUAUGCCACACAGCCCGCCAAUCAGGGAUAUGGAGGUCCUGGGAACGGAUACAGCCAACCUCAGCAGCCCCAGGUGACCGGAUAUGGGGCACCAGGUGGCGGCAACACUGGAUAUGGACCACUCCAGGGUGGUUAUCAACAGACAACAUAUCAGAGCUACGACAGUUAUCAGCAACCAUCGGAUUACACACAAGCCGCGGGAUACGCCGCUCAGGCACCAGCAGAUAACAGAUACGUUCAGGCGCCAGCAGCUGGUGGAUUCAAUGCAGACCCUUACAAUUAUGGAAAGGCACCACCACAAGUGAAUUACCAACAGGAAGCAGUUGCUCCUGCACUCGGUGGUGGUGAUGAUGGUGGCGGUGGUUACCCCCCUGGAAAUCCUUAUGACGAUCAGUCUUGCAAUCCCAGCGUUAUGACAGGCCGAAGCGGUGGUUACACGACACACGGCUACGAUUAUUCGACUCAAGAUGGUGGUUACGGAAAACAAGAUUACGGUGGCAGUGCUGGUUACGAAUACACCCAGUCCCAGCGACACUAUUAAUAUAAAAAUUAAAAAAAUAUAAACUAGCAGGAGAAAGAAUAAAUAUUGAAUUCAUCACUUUGAAAAUAUUGAACUUUCAAAUUUAGAACACUGAUUUUUUACUAAUUAUUACUGAUUAAUCGUUCGAAACACCUGACGAAUUGCCAGUGACAAAGAUUAUUACAUUUAGAAUUAAUUUUCAACUGCAACAAGUAGAAUAUUUAUCUCGAUAAUUGUCACCUGGAAAUUUUCAAAACCUUAGGCAGAAAAUAGGCUCGAGAUAUAAAUAGAACCACAAACAUAAAAAACCAUGAACAAUAACGAGAGUGUUUUAUAAUUAAGUCUUGCAUUGACAGUUUAAUUGUCAUAAGAAUGAACUUCUUGUGUCAGCCUUUUUAUUCUCUGAACUGAAAUAAAAACACCGAAAAUUGUAUAAAAUGAAUUUAGAUGGAUAUGUAUUAAUUGUGAAUGAACAUAAUCAUUUUCAUGGAGAAAAUCAUUUUAAGAAUGAAAAUUUACUGAAUCAUCAUCAUCUUUAGUUGUUUUUUUUUAAAUAUUUCUCUUUACGUUUUAAAUAGUCACCACUCAUUAGAACAGCGAUUGAUUGAAUUGAAGAAUAUCAACAAAUUUCUUUAAGUGCUAGGGUAACUAGAUUAUUUUGAGUGCCGAGGUAUGAUUUUAUUGUGGAUGAAAACCAUGUACAAAUGACGAUUAUUUUGUUUUUCGUAGGUAAUGAAAGACACUUGACAAUUACAUGAGAAAAACACUCACGAUUAAGUAUCAAAAAUAUCGCCUUUUAUGUAUGAUUUAUUGAAUUUUCCUGACAAUGAAGGAGGAAAUUCAUGUGUCGAUGCAUCAUUUUUCUUAAAUUUAAUUCGAAGAUAAUUCAAUUUAGAACAUGUGUAUGACGAGAAUGAAAUGACAGCUGAAAAAAAUAUGAAGAUAAGAUGACGAUAAAGAAAUCAUCAGCAGAACAUAAGAAGAACAAUUUCCCCUUUUUUCAUUGCCUCCUCACCCCUUUGCACAAGAGUGAAAAAAAUCAUUGACCACUAUAAUGAAUGGAAUUGAGAUGAUUAUUAAUUCAUGCUAAACCAGCUAAACUGCCGAAUAGGAAACCAGCGAAAUCCAUUAGACUGAGAGCAACGCAAUAAUGGGGGCUAUAAUGGCGUCUCGUUAAACAGUGGCAAGUAAUUUAUGAGAGAAUUAAUGAGAGAACGUAGGUAUUCUGCACUUGAUAAAGAAAACUAAGAUAUCGUUGUCCACAAUCAUCCACUGAUGGACAUCACAUUUCCAUUAUGAAUUUCAUUGUUUUUAUUUCAUUUUUUUACUGUGAUUUUGGUGAGGGGAGAUCAUUUUGGGAUGGAGAAAUACUGCCAUUUCGAAGUGAUUGUCAUGAAAAAUGACUUGAUCUCAUUUUUAAGCCCAAAACCACAUUUUCAGAAUGAUAAGGACACAAAUUUUACUGCUUUAAAUGAUUCCUUUUACUUUUACCUAUGACUGAUUAAUUUAAAGAAAUAAUUGCCUCCACUGACUCUCCCCUGAUGACAGAAGAGAAUUCCUUUGAAAAUUUGACAACCCGAUGACAGUAAUAUUGAAAUCGCAGGCUUCUCCAAUUUCAUGUGAUUCCCCUUUUAAAUAAAAAGCCAAUAUAAGACUUGCCUUAUUGGAAAUGAAGGAUAAAAAUCAAAUAUAAAAAGCCAAAAUGGAAUGAUCGAAUACGAAAAGAGACGAAUAAACCAAUGAAACCGAGUGAAAAGAGAAAAAAAUCCAAAAGAAAGAACAAACAAACAAAUACAGUAAAGUAAAAUGCUGAACUUCUUAAUUA